GCCCUCUGCUCAACCCCACCCCCUCUACCCUCAAGUGGCCCCAAAUCCUCUCUGAAAGGGUUCAUCAGUUCAAGUAUCAGCAUAGCAGCCUGUAAGACUUGGCAUAAGGUAGAGUAUGGAAGGCUUAGAUUAACUGUCCUGACUGCGGCAGGACCACAUUGCCCCACACAUAAAUUAGCUGGGACAUAACUACCAUAGAUUGUCCCAUUUGAGGUUAGAUCAACCCCAGACAUGAACUAAGAUUCCUCAGAGCUCUUGGAUUAGUCACAGCGUUGAAGAGAAGAUUUCACGGAGCUACACCUGGCAGGGAGUCUGGAGUUUCUGGUUUGGAAGCUCAGGGAGGCGGGAGGCAGGGGAGGGGCCUCUAGUUAGUGGGAGGGCUGGUGACUGGAGCUGAGCCCCAGUCAGCUAUGUGGCCCAGGCCUGUGGAAGUCCGGACCGUCCAGGACAAAGGAUAGCAACAGUCUCCUGAAUUCACUCAAGGGAACACUCCACUUGGGUCACCUGAACUGCUGCUCACUGCAUUUGUCAUUCUGAGGUCUCUGCUUAUCCUACACCCCAAAGAUGGAGGUACUGCUGGAAGUGAAAAUUGGCUGCCUGCUUGCCCUUCUGGUUCUCACCCUGGGCUGUGGCCUUACUCCCAUCUGCUUCAAAUGGUUCCAGAUGGAUGCAGCUACAGGUCGUCACUACAGAGUUCUCAGCCUGCUGGGCUGCGUCUCUGCCGGGGUCUUUCUGGGCGCAGGGUUGAUGCAUAUGACUGCUGAAGCCCUGGAGGGAAUUGAAUCAGAAAUUGAGAAAUUCAUGGUGCAGAAUAGCACAGGAGGUAAGGGAAAUUCUUCUCAUGAUGCCGCUUCCAGUUUCGUGGAGUAUCCCUAUGGAGAGCUCGUCAUCUCCCUGGGCUUUUUCUUCGUCUUCCUUUUGGAGUCGCUGGCGCUGCAGUACGGUCACGGGCAUGCUGGAAGACCCACCGUGCAGGAAGAGGAAUGGGGAGGGACCCACGCCUUUGGAUUCCACAAGCCCCCGCCUGUGCCUUCCCCCUCACAGGGUCCCCUGCGCGCCCUCAUCCUCCUGCUCUCCCUGUCCUUUCACUCCGUGUUUGAAGGUCUAGCUGUGGGACUGCAGACAUCAGUGGCCGCUACUAUACAGCUCUGGGUUGCUGUUCUGGCUCAUAAGGGGCUCGUGGUGUUCAGUGUAGGCCUCCGGCUGCUGAAGAUUGGCACCGGGACGUGGUGGGCCGUGUUCUGCAUACUGUCAUUAGCACUCACGUCUCCUGUGGGCCUAGCCCUAGGAAUGACUGUAGCUGGAGGGGCCUCAGGACCAGCGCAGGGAUUAGCCCAGGCUGUAUUAGAGGGAGUGGCAGCUGGCACAUUCCUGUAUGUCACCUUCCUAGAAAUUUUGCCCCGGGAGCUGGCCUGUCCUGAGGCCCCUCUGGCCAAGUAUGGCUGUGUGGCGGCUGGUUUUGCCUUCAUGGCUCUUAUUGCACUGUGGGCCUGAGAGAUUCUUCACUGCUCUGAUGGACCUAUCUAGGAUGGCUUCUCCUGAGGACACCCCUAAAUGACUUUGGUCCUCAGGCAUUUUUUCAGUGAGACUAAGCAUUUACUAGGCACGGACUAUCCCAGAUUUUAUAUGUGUGAGACCCUGUUCUUGCUCAAGACUUAGAAAGGAUGUUUUGUCUGAGUGCCUGUUUAACUGGAACAUUGGUGUGAAGACCAUCACUCCGGAGUUGCUCUUAUGUGUAAUAAAAUGCCCAUUUUACCCUUUCCCUUCAACCAUGCUGUAAUUCACAUCUCUGAUAGGGAAAAAGGAGUGUGGGUAGAACUGGGACCUGUAGUCAUUUCAGUGGUUACAGGCCAUCCCCCCAGACAUAGAAGGAUUGCUAAAACUUCAACAGCCCUUUGUUCCCUUACCCAUGGGAGCUGAGAAUUAGAACAGCAUUUAGAGGAGGAAGGGUGUCUAAAACCAGAAACCAGGGGCUAGGUAUUUUUCCUUCACUAACUACCUCACCCACUCUCAGUGUCUGCCUGUCAUCCCCACCAAGUUCCUAUUUUCACACUGAGUCUUGUGUGGCCUCAGGGACACUCUUGCUAUUCUCUGAGCUUCUCUCUUUCUGGCUGCCAUAGGCUGAAGGAUUAAAGCCAGUGUUUGCAGAGGGGGAACAUCGCCAGAUAAAUACCUAGGAUGAUUACUCUGAGGUAUAAGCACUUAGUGACUUUCCUUCUCCUGCCUGACCAGCUGCUACUAACGACAGUGCCCAAAGUAGCUCGCCUGGAAUUGAGGAGGGACAGGGUAACUGCUCCCUGCCCUCGCCUGGCAUCUCACACUUGGUGAAGAGACGAGGAAGGAAAGAUGUGCCCGGAAGCUCACUGGCCCUCACCAGUUUGCCCCUUCUUGAUUUUCAGUGUGAUAGCCCAAAUAGCCUUAACAUGAACAAACUCUCCUGAAUCCUUCUUGUCUUGUCUCUGUCUCCUUUCUGCCCUAUUCCCCCCCUAAAAAAGUGAGACGUCUAAAUCCGGUCUCCACAACCAGGGAUCCAUGAGAAAGCAACAGGUGGGCAAAACCAGGAGAGGGGGAGGGGGAGCUCCUCCCUGGAGCUCUGUCCUGGUGUCCUCUCCGCAGCAGAUGCAGGGAGUGAGGUGCCCAGGAGAACCUGGUGUGUGCCAGUGCACUGGCCUCGGCAGGGAACACCUGCAGCGUGACAGGUGCUGUGCUACUGUUUGUACACACAUCACCUCACUGGCACAACUCCAGCAGCGACAUUAUCCCUCUAGUAACCCGGGAAAACUGGCAUUCAGAAAAGGUAAAUAGUUGGAUCACUUAGCCAGUGGGGCCUCAAAACUCACUUUCCUAUAACUGGAUGAAAAGCUCCAUAGAGUCUUUCCUUCCUUGUGGAUUUCCUCCCAAACAGCCAUGUUCACCCUGUAUGUUAGAAUCCCAGAUCAGCUCAGAGAGUGUGCAGCAUAAUUGAGGAAGCUGAAUGGAAGGGUGUUCAGUAAGGUGUGUGUGGGCAGGGUUCAGACAAAGCAAGGAAUGUACAAAGGACUGUACAAUACCCUGGAGCUGAGUAAUCAGCAUGCUCUUAGUAGAAACUGGAAAGGACCGGCCCAGACAGCUGUGUCUUUGAUCUAUAGGGACCCAAGCCGGAAGGUGCUAAAAUAAAUUAUUUCCUUGUUCUGA
Messenger RNA from Peromyscus californicus insignis, 3174 nucleotides. Its product is annotated as zinc transporter ZIP2-like. Lineage: Eukaryota; Metazoa; Chordata; Mammalia; Rodentia; Cricetidae. Gene Ontology annotation, molecular function: zinc ion transmembrane transporter activity. The record is from RefSeq and is a predicted model, not a curated record. Gene Ontology annotation, biological process: zinc ion transmembrane transport. The coding region runs from base 565 to 1494 and encodes 309 amino acids. The transcript has 4 exons. Gene Ontology annotation, cellular component: plasma membrane.